Molecule: messenger RNA, 6764 nt
Organism: Bombyx mori (domestic silkworm)
Lineage: Eukaryota; Metazoa; Arthropoda; Insecta; Lepidoptera; Bombycidae
Gene: Incenp
Product: inner centromere protein A
Exons: 23
Coding region: 127-2967 (946 amino acids)
Source: RefSeq, a predicted model, not a curated record
UUUUUUAUUUUGUUAUUCUGGCAACAUUGAAGUUUUUCAAUUUUCAAACGGUUUUCGUUCGUUCGAUUUAUUUUAUGGCGAUUUAACAGUAAAAGUUUGUUAAAUUGUUGUUUAACUCAAAAAACUAUGUCAGUUUUCAACGAAUUACUGCCUAAAAUCUGUGAAAUUUCGAAAACAAUUAGAAAAAAUUUCAACGAUGACCUGAAGGUUGCGUUUGAACGGUUAGAUAAGUUUGAAGAGGAGUUUCAAAAAGGACGCACCAAGGCGCGGGAGAAAAUCGCAAAAGAUAAGAACCAAGGGCCAAUCCUUCAGAUCAUUAAUGAAGACGAAGAUGAAUUGGUAAAACACCCAUCAGAAACCAAUGAGAAGCCAAGUGACAAAUCCAACACAGACACAACCAGCAGAAGUUCAAUUGAAAGUAACUCUGAUAACACCCAAAGAGGAUCUAAAAAACGAAAUAAGAAUGAAGUUGAUGGAUUAUUUAGUCCAGAACAGGAUAAAAGAUUGAAAAGAAAUGCUUCUGUAAAAGCUCAGAGUAUUAUUAGCAAACAGGUGAAUGUAAAUUUAACUCAAAAACUGCGUAGAGAGAAUUCUUCAGCUAAAAAUGAUAAACAGAAUCAACCAAAAGAUGAUGACAAAGAAAAUGAACCAAUUUCAAACAUUCAGAUUAAACAAGAAAAGAUAUCGCUGCCUCCCGAGUCUAUGGAAACUGAAUCAUUGCCCUCAGAUAUUGAAAUAAAACAAGAAAAUGAUUUUGCUAUGCCUCCACCAGUUGCUCCAGUACCAAAACUUCGUAAAGCUGUUACUAAAGAGAAGUCACGUGAUGAAGGGAGUAGUUCCGAUGAAGGGACGCAAUAUAGGACCACAAGAAACAAGAAACAGGCUGACAUGAUGCCGCCACCGGUUGUACCGUCUGCCAGAUCAACUCGGGCCAGUUCCAGAGCAACAAGGAAUAUUGAAACAGAAGAUAGUUCUGCUGAUUCCAGAACUAAACGGACUCGAACUAAGAAGAAAGCAUCAGAAGCAGUGGCUGUUGAACUGGAGAAAAAUGAACUGACACAUAACAAUUCUAAUUCAAGACGAAUGAGGAAUAAUGAAACAGAAGAAGCACCGGUUGAGGGCAGACCUAAACGGACUCGAGCUAAGAAGAAGGCAUCGGAGCUAGUGGCUGCCGAGCCGCCACAAAACGAGACAACACAAGAAACUUUACCAGCUUCGCCCGCGGAAAAGCCACGACCAAAGCGCACGAGGAGACUACAAAAAGCUGCUGAGAAAGACACUCCGAAAAUUGAAGAAUCAUCUCCGGAAUUGAUUUCGCCUAAAGAGGAACGCUUGUCGCAACCAAACGAGAUUCAGUCGCCUAUUCUACAGAAAUCUAAAAUUGUGACUGCAAAUAAAACGAAUAACACGGAACAAACCAUCGAAAUAAACAACACGCAGGACACCGACGCUGCCGACACUCAUCAAGAUGGCGGCCUAACACAAAAUGGCGGACAGGAAGCGACGUCACAAGACGUAUUAGACGAAACGAAAGUGAUCCUAGCACCCAACGCUACGUUUAAUUUGAAGGAAAUGGAUAAGACAAUGGUCCUGCCGAAUGGAGUUUAUAACCAUGCUCCCGUAACACCUAAGAAUGUCGUUCAGAUGAACGAAACUGUCGUCCUGGAGAGACGCGCUUCCCAAACUGCGCCGCCGGGGAAAGAACAAAACGUAAUACUGGACGCCACAGUUGUUCUCGACAAAGGCACAAAAGUAAAUAUGACUGAGGACAAUUCAUUACUGACGGACGACAGCGACGUCCCGGAGACCAGCACGCCUCCCCGGCAAGAGGUGCCCGCCGCGCAACCCAAGUCCGCUGUGAAAGAGAAAGUGCAGCAGUUUGAAGAGCUGGCCUCCAGAGUCACCAGGACCAAGACCAGAGCCAUGGCCAAGAAGGAGGAGCGGCCCGAAGACCAUACCCCGCCCGACCGGAAGGCGAAGGCCGCGCUGUCAGCCGACACCUUGAGCAAGAUGAACUCUAUGAUCUUCAACGGGAAACUGCCACAGGUGUCCAGCUCGGCGUCGAAACCCCGGCCCGUGACCGCCACCAGCGCGAAGCCACCACUGCCGGCCUCCACGUCCAAGCUGAGCGCCGUCAGCAGAGCCCGGGAAGCCGCCGAGGAGUCCAUCAGGAGCGAGAAGGAAGACGCCAGGAAAAAGAAAGAGGCCAUGCUUGAAGCCAAGCGGGAGAUGCAAAAGCGUAAGCGCGAGGAGAAGAUGGCUGCUGCGGCCGCGGCACGAUCUGCCGCAGAGCUGAGCCGCGCACGCGCCGUACAGGACGCUGCCCGGGAGCGCGCGCAGAGACAGGCGCUCGCUGACAAGGAGCGCAGGGAGCGAGUCAAGGAAGUUGAGAGGAAGAAACAAGAGUUGGCUCGUAAAGUAGCCGAAACAGAAGAGCGACGUAAGGCAGAGGAGCAGGCCCGGCAGCAGCGGCUGGCGGAGGAGCAGAGACGCGCCGAAGCCGCCAGGAAGAAACAACUCGAAGAGGCUGCGGCAAUGGAAAAAGAAGCGGCGAUGAUGGCGAAAGAGAUUGAGAAACGACAAAAAGAAUACAUUGAAAAGAAGAAAAUGAAACAAAGGAUGGAGGAAAAAAUGCACACUCCACUAAAAAUGCAAGGAACACCAAGCCACACGUACCCAAUGGAACCUGUCUACAUGCAGGACGGCUUCCAGUAUCUCAACUCUGAUGAAGAUGAACCAUCCAAUCAUGGACACGUGCCCGAAUGGAGUACUAGCAAGGCUCGAAGACUACAAUUGUACGUGCAAACACAACUGUCUCAAAGUCACAUUGACAAGUUGUUCUCGGUUCGAGUCCACAGUCCUGAUUUGAGGGAGAUAUUCCCAAACAUAGACCGUUCUAGAUUGAAACGUACUUCUUCAGCGGUGUGGAGGACACCGCCUAACAGAUUACCAGCCGUACACGAGUGAAUUGUAAUGUACGAUAUGCAAAAUGGACAAAAACUAGAGUCUGCAGGCGGAGGAGUAUGUGUAAAUAAAUCAUGUUAAUAUUAUUUGGACAUGUUUUAAUCAAGAAGGAUUCAUCCCAAAUUCAAUGAUAUAAAUGAUUAUUAAAGUGCCAUUUUGAACACAAUGUUCGGUGUGGUUCCCGGUUGAAUAAUAUCGGUCUGUAUGUAAGUCCUUUCGAAUAAUCUAAAAGUUUGAAGCUAUAUUCAAACACUGAAAAAGCUCAUGGUAUGAAAUAAGUGACAUCUGAGGGACAUCCGCUCGACCAUAGAAACUACCCGCAUUCUGUUAAAAAAGUAUUUACAGAGAAAACAUUGAGAAUGACAUUGGCAAUACUUUGGUUUUUACUGGCUUUUUUCCGAGCUUAGCCAAUGUGAGCGAAGUCAAUGUUGACGAUGAAUAUUAAGAAUUUAACAAUCAUCUAAAUGAAUAUUUUAUCACAUCGAUAAUAUUAAAUUCUAUUAUAACAUAAUAGUAGUUAUAUGAGGAAAGACCUACUUAAUUGCACUGUAUGAACAUAUUUGUUGGCAUAUUGUUGUACAGUUGAAUUUACAUUCUAAAGCUGCUUUCAGACUACGCUAUAAUAUAAUAGCAUAUAGUAUAUAGCUCAUAGCACAACAAUAUCGCGCACCAUACAUUGUUAUGGACACGUUCACACUGUACUGUACUAUAUGGCUACUAUUAUUGGCUAAGUAUACGCUGCUAUACUAUAUGGCACUAUAGUAUAGCGUAGUCUGAAAGCAGCUUAAGACUUCAACGUAAGUUAAUAGCCGAAGUUUAUCAUCUUGCAAAUACGUAUUUUAAACACAUAUAUCAUGAUAUAAUUGAAUCCUUUGUUUGAACAAAACAUUUUCUUACAAAGAAUUUAUAAGAGGCUUUGCCGAACCCACCCUCAAAUCUUGUAGAUAUUAAUGUAGAAGAAAUUCAAUGAAAUUGUGACAUGAGGCUUCCCGUACAAAUUUCAUCGAUUGAAAUUUUUAGAAGUCGAAUCAAUUAAUGAAAUGUAAAUUAGGUAUUUGCUUUCUAUCUUCUACGCACUCUUGUAGCUUCAGAUGUAUCUCUCAUUAAGUUCCGAAUAAUGCCGCACCAUGCUCACUAUGAUGUAUUGUGUUGUAUUGUAUUAUAUUGUAUUGUAUUGUAUUGUACGGUGUUGUGUUGGAACUGGAAUGUCUCAACAUUGAAAAGAUACUUAGCACGAAGCAGGCCUUUUGUAUUCACUAACGUUUCACGCCUAAAAGCGUUUUAAAUUAAUCCUAAUAUAUCACAAAUAUUAUGAGACUACUAUUAAAAUAAUAUUUAAAUGUUAAAUAAUGUUAGGAGACUACUUUUAAAAUAAUAUUGAAAUUAUAGAUCUAAAACCUAUAGUCUAGAUUCAUGUUCCUAAGAAAAAGACAAAUGGAAACCACACAAAAUCUCUAUAUCACUCUAAAAAAAUAGAGAGAUCGUUGUACCCGGUUACUGAAUGUUCAAAAACCGCUUCAUAUAAUUUAUAUAUCUAUACUAGCAUAACAAAUUAAUAUUAUUAUUUUUUGUCAUUAUUAUUAGGGAGUCCAACACUCAUAAAUAAUGGCCCAUCCAUUGAGUACAUGUAUUUUCUACAUGAAUACCAAGUUUCAAGUCAAUCGGAUGCAUGGUUCAGUAGUUAUAAUGGAACAUCCGUAAAAAUCACUGUAGAUUUAUAUAUUAGUAUAGAUUUAUAUAUUUUAGUUAUACUAGAUUACGCCUUUCAUUUAAAAGCAUUUCUAUCUGAAUACAGCAAACGCGCGUUGCGGCACUGGAGAUAUAAAAAUGUGCAAAAUCUGUAGCCUCCUUGUAAAUUAGUCCCCUUUAGAUUUUAUCGGGAAUCGUAAUAUUUAAUUAGUGUACUUUAUUGAUAAACUAGUAUAUAAAAACUUAUUGAAAUAGUAAAUUGUAUUUACAGUAAUCGACCUUAUAACACGGUACUCUUAUAACGCAUUUUCAUAUUACGCGAUUUCAGUCUCUCGUAUAACCAGGGACGUCUUAAACUAGAAUGGGGCCCUUGGGCACACAAGAAUUUGAGGCCCUUUUGGAAAGUAAAAAAAGCGAAUUAUAAUAACAUUUUUUUACUGAGUAUGACCAUUUAUUAUAGGUAAUCAAAUACAGUAUGAUAUAAUAUGUCAUUAAUGAUAUUAAUGUUUUUUGGUUACGAUUUCGAUAACGGUUUUUUCGGGAUUUCUGUUGAGCAAAAUCUUCUAUUAUAGGCAUAGUAUAUUCCUUGUAAAUACCUUCUGAUUACUGAUUUCUGAAAAAAGUGAAAUGUGCCCGACAAAAAUGUUUUGAGAAUAAACGUGUGAGAGAAAUUGUCGGUCUUUCGGGGCCCCCUGAGAAUGGGGGCCCUGGGCAUGGGCCCCGUGUGCCCUUAUGGUAAAGACGGUAUUGCGUAUAACACAGGUAUUUUAUAUUGAUUUGUACAGUUCAUAAUUAAUUUCGCGUACAUACCUUAGCACUUGCAUCAAUUGUGUUGUUAUCAAAUUAAAUUAAUUUAUUAAAUUUGUGUUCCUAGUUUUUGAAUUGGAAAAACAUUGCUUAUAUUGUAUUAUAUAUGUAUAUAACGCGUUAUAUGAGGUCAUAUAAGCGCUUUAUGCGAGAAUACUCCUGUAACGCGGAAGCAAUCUACCGUGUUAUAGGGGGGAUUACUGUAUUAAAGUCUUAAAUUUGCUACUUCCUUUAAAUUGAGGGAGGGAGGAUAUAAUAUAAAAUAGUUUGAUAAUUUACGCCUUAAUAAUAAAUUUAGAUAUUAAAUAGGUUUUAGUGAACUUGUUGUAUGCAAGACUUGCUUUGUCAUCGUUUCAUAUGUACCCGAUAAAUAUAUAUUUAGUCAAGGAUAUGUAUCGAUAUACGCUGUGAGCACUUUCCAGUGCUUUUACUGAGAAGAAAUUCGUAAAGUUAAGGGACUGACCGUAUAAAGUAUUCUAGGGACGUAUAUGACGUCACAAUCAUGGCCAAUCUUCUACUGUAUGUAUUGCAGGCGUUUUUGAGGAAAGGGCUCUAAGGGUGCUUUGAUAGCGUGAUCAAUUUUACCUUGCACAACCUCAUUUCGAUAAUUCAAUUAUUAAGUUAUUAUACAUACAUUAAAUUGCUUGAAAAACAAUAUUUUCUUUUACUAAAAAGUAUACCUACUUUUAUUACGCGAUUAAUUGAACUGAAAAUAACUGGAAUAUUCAAUUUUUAAAUAUAACUAGAUUUGAGCAUAUUUUUUUUUGUUAAUUUGAAAAUAUCGCAAAAAAACUUCGAUAAGAGUACUGCGUUCCGUUUUAAACAGUGACCACUGUGCUUGCCUGCCUUUGCCGCUAGGGGCGCUGUUUCAACUGCAUACAAAUUCGAGUUAACUUUGACGCUAUCGAGAGCGUUAAAUAAAUUACACUAGGCACAUUGUAUUGCUAACUAUAAAGGAACGGCUUCACAGUAUAGUAAAUUGACGUCACAACUUCAGUGCUCGCAGUGCAUUUCGGAACGUGUCCAAAUAAAUAUGAACUAACCAUUGAGCAUAUCUAUGAAGUAGGUCGAGGUAUAGAGUACGUCGAAUUGUCAGUACAUGACUAUAGCCAAAACAAUAGUCCCAAUGACAUUUAUAAUUUAUUAAUAUUUUUGUUGUUUAUGCUGUCUCUACAUAAAUUAUAACGAAUUGUCGCUCGAGGUCUUGUUUUAUAUUAAUUUUAUAGUUAAGACUGUUAUUUAAUUGUGAGUUAAUUACAUAUUCGAUCUAUAUAAGCCAAUAAAAAUUACAUGGAGUAAUAUCA